AUGGGCAAAGGCGAACAUGAGGAUCAUAAGAAGUUACCACAUGGAAAGGUGAUUGCGGGGCGGUGGAAAAUCCUAGAAAAGCUCGGAGAAGGCGGUAUGGGAGCCGUAUACAGAGUGGAAGACAAAAACCGCAAAAAUUUUCAAGCCGCUCUCAAGGUAGAAGAUGACCUCUAUGAAGGCGGUGUUUUGAAAUUAGAAGUGUAUGUGCUUCAGCAACUACAAAAAAUGAAGGACACCGUCAAGUUGUAUGACUCGGGUAAACGGCAAAAAUACAACUUUAUGGUGAUGACACUGUGUGGAAAAGAUCUCAUGUCUUUGAAACGACAAGCCGGUAAACCCUUCUCGGAAAGCACUAUACUACGGCUCGCUAUUAGUACGCUUUAUGCCAUUAAACAGCCAGGAAACUGUAUGAUAGGAAAAUAUGGUCGCGAUUCGCGAAUGAUAUAUCUGAUUGACUUCGGUAUGGCACGCUCAUUCGUUGCUAAGGACGAAAACGGCAAGCUUGCUAUUCGAAAGCCACGUGACGGCGAUCAGCUUUUCCGAGGCACUCCGAGAUACUGUAGUCUGAAUACUCACUACAGAAAAGAGCAGGGUCGGGUUGACGACUUGUGGUCAUGGCUUCAUAUGCUUAUCGAGCUUCACAUUGGGCUGCCGUGGAAUCGUAUAAAUGAUGAAAAAGCCAUACUCGCUCAAAAAGAAAAGAUCACACCAAAGGACUUAAUACGAACUUGUCCAGAUGAAUUUUAUAAGAUACGCGAUUACUUAGAAACGUUGAAGUACGAAGAUCGGCCAGACUAUCAUGGACUUUUUAGUGAG
Messenger RNA from Ostertagia ostertagi, 816 nucleotides. The record is from the annotation of a GenBank genome assembly. NCBI's taxonomy places the organism in Eukaryota, Metazoa, Nematoda, Chromadorea, Rhabditida, Trichostrongylidae.